AUGGAUAUAUUCACAGCCGUUCUUGUAGGGUUCGUUGUCGGAGUGGUGAUGAUGGCUUGUGCUUUAUUUUGCAGUGGAGUGAUACCGCUCGACGACAACAAUAACAACAACAACGUAGAGCAGCCUCAGCCGAAUGUGGCUCGGAUCACUAUAGUCCGCCCCAUGCCGCCCGAGGCCGCAGUACAAGUGAAGGUCGAGAAAAUUAUCUACGAUGAAUGCACCGACGAGGGUUCGAUAGACGGCGGCUGCUCUAUUUGCCUAGAAAAAUACCGUGGCAAAGAGCUAAGCGCCACUAUUGAUGCCUGCAGCCACCACUUCCAUGCCCAGUGCAUCGAGUCGUGGCUGGAGAAAAACGACAAUUGUCCCCUUUGUCGGCAUCAUCUCGUUUGA
Molecule: messenger RNA, 390 nt
Organism: Salvia hispanica
Lineage: Eukaryota; Viridiplantae; Streptophyta; Magnoliopsida; Lamiales; Lamiaceae
Product: RING-H2 finger protein ATL78-like
Source: RefSeq, a predicted model, not a curated record